AUGAACAAAGUUUUGAAAUCUCAUAAACACAAUAUCUCCGAUAUAAAUGAACUUCAAGCUACAUUAAAUAGUAAAGCGGACAAGAACCAUGUUCAUUAUAUAAGUUCAGACGAACAGAUUAUAACGGACUAUCAUGGAUAUUUAACACAGGAUGAAGAAGUGAAGACGAAAAAUGUUAAUGAAAGAAGAUAUAAAUUCAUUCGUGCUAAAGGUUAUGACAUACACUGUACUGUACAGUAUGACACAGGUAUAGCACCACAAACAUUUGGUUAUAACGCUGAAAUUUAUGCUUCAUACUUCUUUGUUAACGGUGUAUUAGUUGAACCAAGAUUUAUGUUAAGAGUUAAGGCAAAAAUAACUUUUGAAGAUGCUAUUAAAAGUAAAGCUGACAAAAAUGAACUUGACGCAACGAACAAAGUUUUGAAAUCUCAUAAACACAACAUCUCCGAUAUAAAUGAACUUCAAACUUCUUUAGACAGUAAAGCAGACAAAAACCAUACACAUGAAUCCUUCACUACUGUUAGAGCUGAUGACAUAAUACUGAACUUUGACCUUGGUUCAAGUGCACCUUUAGAGAAUCCAAGUACAAGCGUAAAAGAUACACUUAAUAGUUUAGAUAGUAAAUGCACUAAUAUUGAAGGACAUGCCAGAAACUUUGAAGCACAUGAACUACCAGCAAUGUUAGAUAAGAAAGCUGACAAAAACCAUACACACGAAUUCUUCACAACUAUUAGAGCUGAUGAGAUAAUAUUGAAUUGGGCUAUUGCUUCAUCAAGCAUGCGUGCUGAAGAUAUGCACACUAACCUAAGAGAUAUGGUUGUUGAUUUAGCCAAUAAAACCGACAAAAUAUAUGUAGAUGAAAAAUUAAAUUGGUAUGAUACAAAAGCAAUGAAUUAUACAGAAGAAGCAAAGGAAUGGGUAGAUGAAAAUUAUGCAAAGAAGUCGGAAGUAAAUGCUGCGCUUAAUGGAAAAGCCGAUAAAGAGCACGUGCAUGAAGAAUUUCAAACAAUCAAGAUUAAAGAAAUUAAGGCAUGCAUCGAAAUA
Trichomonas vaginalis G3 is the source of this 1044-nucleotide messenger RNA. Its product is annotated as keratin-associated protein family. The annotation marks the transcript as partial. NCBI's taxonomy places the organism in Eukaryota, Parabasalia, Trichomonadida, Trichomonadidae. The transcript has a single exon. The record is from RefSeq and is a predicted model, not a curated record.